AUGAGCAACACGACGGGUUCCGACACUGUCCGAGAGGAUGAACAGAGACCGCCGAAGAAACAGAAGAGGGACAACAACGACAUCUUACAGAAGACGGAGAGCGGAGAAAGCAGCGAAGCCGUAUUCGACGCGACAACCGAAGCUGAAGGAGGAGACAUUGAAGACCAAGAGAAGGAUCAAGAACUCAUGAAGAGUUCUGAUGAAGAGGUUGAGGAAGAGGAGGAAGAAGAAGAUGAGGAGGACUCUGAAGAGGAUCGAGGGCGAAGGAGGGAUCGGCAGGCGUCCGCUUCCCGGACAAAGUCCCGGGAACAUUCGCAUUCCAAGUCUCGUUCUAGAUCACACAAGGGAGAGGAGCAUGAGCGUCGUACAGUGAUCAAAAUCGUCGAUGGCAAGGAGGUUCGCCAACAUAUCUCACGGGACCGGUACCACAGCCGUUCGGUCAGCAACAAUCAGCAGACGAAAAGUUCGACAGAUCGUUCCGGAGCCACUUCAACAACAAAGGAUGGAACCCAGCGGAAAGACGAGCAAUCUCAUUCUCGCGAGCGAGUAAGAGUAUCCAUGUCGCCAGAUGGAUGUUCGAAUGACUCUAACACUCUCGAGUAUGAGAAAGACAGUAACGGAAACGUUAAGAACCUGGACGGCUGUGACAAAGACAUUACUCCUGAGGACGUGGACAAUGGUAAAACCGUUGACGAAUCCUCGUAUGGAUACGAGAGGUGCGACGAGCGAGAAGCAUCGAGGUCUCGUUCCAGAAGUAGAGAAGGAAGUCGAGAUCGCCAACGGAACAGAUCUAGAGAGCGAAACCGAGGAUAUGAAGGAUCUGUCGAUAUCAACGGAGAAGGCAAAGACGGGAGAAAUAAAACGAAGUCUAGGUCUCGAGAACGUGGCGAGAACUCAUCUACCACAACAGUGUCUGAAUGGUCUCAGGAUUCACAUGGGAACAGGAGGAGUGUUAGCCGCACGGAGGUCAAACAUAACUCUGGUGAAGAGUCUAGGACACAUGAUGGCAGCGAAGAGGAGGGGGAAGGAAAAGAAUCCUGCAGCGUGAUUGCUACAAACCUCCCUAAUUCAGCAACUCAUGCUCACGUCCGGGAAAUUUUUGAAAGGAUUGGAGCUGUUAGAAACGUCGAUGCUAUGGAGCUCAGUUACAGAUUCCGACGACGAGCCAACCAGUACGAGAGAUCUGACAAGGGUUCUGAGAAUAACUUCAUGGUCACUUUCUACAACAAGGAUGACGCGAGUGAGGCCGUUUACAGGAUGAACGGUAGCCAGAUUGAUCAUGAGGUCAUCAGUGUCACGCUUUACAAGAAGGAAAAGCGAGCAGACUUCAAACAAUAUCCCAGGGAAGAAACAAAGAAGAAGAGCUACGAUACUGGGUGGGUUUCACGGGGCGAGAAGGGAGACAAGAGUGAAAAGAGCAGAAGUUUGCGCCGUGAUACAAGUCGAGGCAGAUCUUAUAGCCGAGGGCGAUCUUACAGUUGCGACAGAUCAUACAGCCGAAACAGCUACAGAGAUGGAGACCGGUCAUACGACCGCGACAGAUCGUACAGUCGGUCGUACAGUCGUGAUGGGUCGUACAGAGAGGGUAGUCGCGGACGAUCUUACAGUCGAGACAGGUCUCACAGUCGAUCUCGAUCUCGAAGAGCUGCAAGAUCCUACGGGGAGACUAACAGCUCUCAUUCAAGUCCCAGACAAGCUCAGCAUCGAAGAAGAUACAGAAGCCGUUCGCGAUCGCUUACCCCAAGGAGGUACAACCGGUCUCCCAAAAGAUUGUCUAGAUCUCAGUCUAGAUAA
Molecule: messenger RNA, 1794 nt
Organism: Yarrowia lipolytica CLIB122
Lineage: Eukaryota; Fungi; Ascomycota; Dipodascomycetes; Dipodascales
Biological process (GO): mRNA splicing, via spliceosome
Cellular component (GO): nucleoplasm; cytoplasm; ASAP complex
Molecular function (GO): RNA binding
Source: RefSeq, a predicted model, not a curated record